AUGAUGGAAGACAAAGGAUUUUCAGCGCGAGGCCUGACAUUAGGUUUUGCUUUUUUCAUGCUACUGCAGCACUUUGUUCGUGGAGACCUGAGUUAUUCUAUUCCAGAGGAGAUGAAACGCCAAGCUGUUAUUGGAAACAUUGCCAUGGAUCUUGGUCUUGAGCUGAGUAAACUAUCUUCUCGAAAGGUCCGCAUUGAUUCUGAGGGGACUCGCAAACGGUACUGUGACAUAAAUUUGAGUACCGGGGAUUUGAUCGUAUCAGAGAGAAUCGACAGAGACAGUCUUUGUGGUAAAAGAGCAUCCUGUGUUUUAAAAGUGGAUCUUGUGUUGGAAAAUCCUUUAGAGCUUCAGCGUAUCACUCUUAAUAUUCAGGAUGUAAAUGACAACCCACCGCUAUUCAAAAACAAUUUGAUUGAAAUGGAAAUAAGCGAGUCGGCAGAGAAGGGCAAUCGUUUCUCAAUAGAGGAGGCUCACGACGCAGAUAUCGGUCAAAAUUCUGUCCAAAGGUAUGACCUGCAAAAAAAUGAAAAUUUUAUCCUUGCGGUUGACAGCAACAAGGUUGAACUUGUGCUGGAGAAUAAACUUGAUCGAGAGAGACAAAAUGAGAUAAACUUGCUUCUUACAGCUUUGGAUGGUGGCACACCUCAGAGAUCAGGUACUCUCGCCAUACAUGUUACUGUCCUGGACGCUAAUGAUAACGCUCCAGUGUUUAGCCAGGCAGUUUACAAGGUUAGUGUGCCUGAAAACUCUCCUCUGGAUACUGUAGUUGUUACAGUGAGUGCCACUGAUGCAGAUGAGGGUGUGAAUGGAGAAGUGACAUAUGAUUUCGGGCAUGUUUCAGAGGAAGAUGCAAAAAUAUUUUCUAUUGACCCGAAAACGGGACAAAUUACAGUCAUCGGAGAGACUGACUUUGAAGAAGUGACUUCAUUUGAAAUGAGAGUGACAGCUAAGGAUGGUUUGGGACUAACCUCAUACGCCAAAGUCAUAAUAGAAGUUACAGAUGUGAAUGACAACGCCCCGGUGAUAUAUCUAAAAUCAAUGACCAAUCCCAUUCCAGAGAACGUGUCACCUGGUACAGAGGUGGGCAUCAUUAACGUGCAGGAUCGAGACUCUGAGAGUAACCGACAGGUCCGCUGCUCCAUUCAGCAAAACAUACCUUUCAAGUUGGUUCCCUCAAUCAAGAGCUACUAUUCUCUGGUAACGACAGGCCAGCUGGACCGUGAACUAGUACCUAAUUAUAAUAUUACAAUCACUGCCACUGAUGAGGGCUCUCCUUCUCUGUCCUCCUCCAAAAUUGUUCAGUUUUCUGUAGCUGAUGUCAACGACAACCCACCUGUGUUUGAGGAACAGUCCUACAGCGCCUAUGUCACUGAAAAUAACAAACCAGGAUCCACUUUAUGUUCUGUUACUGCUCGAGACCCAGACUGGAGACAAAACGGUACAGUGAUUUAUUCUCUCUUACCUGGUGAGGUGAACGGGGCCCCGGUGUCCUCCUAUCUCUCAGUUAACGGAGACACAGGUGUGAUCCACGCUGUGCGGUCGUUUGAUUAUGAACAGUUCAGGAGCUUUAAAGUCCAGGUGAUGGCCAGAGACAACGGUUCUCCUCCACUCAGCAGCAACGUGACCAUCAGUGUCUUCAUAACAGAUGUGAACGACAAUUCUCCCCAGAUAUUGUACCCCGCCCCAGAGGGCAGCUCGUUCAUGACCGAGCUGGUGCCCAAAGCUGCACACGGAGGCUCUCUGGUGUCCAAAGUGAUAGCUGUGGACGCGGACUCCGGCCAGAACGCCUGGCUGUCCUAUCAUAUAGUCAAAUCCACUGAUCCGGGACUUUUCACUAUUGGUGUCCACAGCGGAGAGAUCAGAACACAGCGGGACAUUUCUGAAUCUGACAGCAUGAAACAAAACCUGAUUGUCGCAGUGAAAGAUAACGGGCAGCCCUCUCUCUCUGCUACCUGUUCCAUGUAUUUACUUAUUUCUGACAACUUGGCUGAGGUUCCAGAAUUGAAGGAUAUGUCUUAUGAUGAAAACAGUUCAAAACUGACCUCAUAUCUGAUCGUCGCGCUGGUGUCUGUCUCCACAUUCUUCCUGAUCUUCAUUAUUAUCAUCCUGGGUUUGAGGUUUUGUCGCAGGAGAAAGCCCAGAAUGUUUUUUGAUGGAGCAGUCACCAUCCCCAGCGCUUACCUUCCACCUAAUUAUGCAGAGGUUGACGGCACAGGAACUUUACGCAGCACCUACAAUUAUGACGCUUACUUGACAACGGGCUCCAGAACCAGUGACUUCAAAUUCGUGACAUCUUACAAUGACAACACGCUGCCUGCUAAUCAGACUAUUAGGAAAAGUCCAACAGACUUUGCCAGUGAAUAUGGAGACUGUGAUCAUUCUGUAGAGGUAGGAGGAAACAAACUUUUGAUCCACUUUUACACAUGA
Myripristis murdjan (pinecone soldierfish) is the source of this 2427-nucleotide messenger RNA. RefSeq names its product protocadherin gamma-A12-like. The coding region runs from base 1 to 2427 and encodes 808 amino acids. The record is from RefSeq and is a predicted model, not a curated record. Gene Ontology annotation, biological process: homophilic cell-cell adhesion. The transcript has a single exon. Gene Ontology annotation, molecular function: calcium ion binding. NCBI's taxonomy places the organism in Eukaryota, Metazoa, Chordata, Actinopteri, Holocentriformes, Holocentridae. Gene Ontology annotation, cellular component: plasma membrane.